GAAGUAUACUCAGUUCAAGCAAAGAAUCAGUUUCAGGUUUCAGGCUGAAGUGUCUUGAUGACUGGAAUUCAGGUUGCAAGCAGAAGCCCACAAGGCCAAGGGUAUUGGAUAUAACGGAAGUGGAAGCUAUACCUGACUUUUAGAGAAUGUGGACUGGAUAUCAGAUCUUAAUCUUCUCUUAUCUUACUACAGAAAUCUGGAUGGAGAAGCAGUAUUUAUCUCAAAGAGAAGUGGAUCUAGAAGCUUAUUUCACUAGGAAUCACACCAUUUUGGAAGGUACUCGAUUCAAAAGAGCCAUUUUCCAAGGACGAUACUGUAGAAAUUUUGGUUGUUGUGAAGACAGAGAUGAUGGCUGUGUCACUGAGUUCUAUGAGGCAAAUGCAUUGUGCUACUGUGAUAAAUUCUGUGACAGGGAAAAUUCUGAUUGCUGUCCUGAUUACAAGUCCUUUUGCCAUGAAGAAAAAGAAUGGGAUCCUCACACACUGCCUUGGUAUCCAGAAGGUUGCUUCAAAGAUGGUCAACGUUAUGAAGAGGGAUCAGUAAUUAAAGAAAACUGCAACUCCUGCACAUGCUCAGGACAGCAGUGGAAAUGUUCCCAGCAUGUAUGCCUUGUUCGUCCAGAAUUAAUUGAACAGGUCAAUAAAGGAGACUAUGGUUGGACAGCACAGAACUACAGCCAAUUUUGGGGAAUGACUUUAGAAGAUGGUUUCAAAUUUCGCCUUGGCACCUUGCCACCUAGUCCCAUGCUCCUGAGCAUGAAUGAAAUGACAGCUUCUUUACCUGCAACAACUGAUCUUCCAGAAUUUUUUGUUGCUUCUUAUAAAUGGCCUGGAUGGACUCAUGGCCCAUUGGAUCAAAAAAAUUGUGCUGCAUCCUGGGCAUUUUCCACUGCAAGUGUGGCUGCUGACAGAAUAGCAAUUCAGUCUAAGGGAAGAUACACAGCCAAUCUAUCCCCUCAGAAUUUGAUCUCUUGCUGUGCCAAGAACCGUCAUGGAUGCAACAGUGGAAGCAUCGAUAGGGCUUGGUGGUACCUGAGAAAACGUGGGCUGGUAUCCCAUGCAUGCUAUCCACUUUUCAAGGACCAAAAUGCUACCAACAGUGGAUGUGCCAUGGCAAGCAGGUCUGAUGGACGAGGAAAACGGCAUGCCACAAAGCCGUGUCCCAACAACAUAGAAAAAUCGAACAGGAUCUACCAAUGUUCUCCUCCAUACAGAGUCUCUUCCAGUGAAACUGAGAUAAUGAAAGAAAUCAUGCAAAAUGGGCCAGUUCAAGCCAUAAUGAAAGUCCAUGAGGAUUUCUUCCAUUAUAAGACAGGAAUAUAUAGACAUGUUACCAGCACAAAUAAAGAAUCAGAAAAAUUUCGAAAGCUUCAGACACAUGCAGUCAAACUCACUGGAUGGGGCACACUGAGAGGAGCACAAGGGCGGAAGGAAAAAUUUUGGAUUGCUGCCAAUUCCUGGGGAAAGUCAUGGGGAGAGAAUGGCUAUUUCAGAAUUCUUCGAGGAGUAAAUGAGUCUGACAUUGAAAAGUUGAUUAUUGCAGCUUGGGGCCAACUGGCAAGUUCUGAUGAACCAUAACAUAUCAUUAAAUUUCCAUAAAGCCAUGCCUUUAAAUAAUCCCCUAAAUUUGAAGUUGAGCAAUGUGAAGUUCUUGGUGACAGUGGAAUCUUUGUCUCUUCACCGUGUUAACAUAAUAUAUCUGUUUUCUCCUUGUAGCCCCAGUCUGUGCUUCUGCUUUCUUCAUAUUACUGAGCAUAAAAAACACAAAUAAAGGACAGCAGAGUGCCUAAAUGCCUUUAAAGUU
Molecule: messenger RNA, 1803 nt
Organism: Saimiri boliviensis boliviensis (Bolivian squirrel monkey)
Lineage: Eukaryota; Metazoa; Chordata; Mammalia; Primates; Cebidae
Gene: TINAG
Product: tubulointerstitial nephritis antigen
Biological process (GO): proteolysis
Molecular function (GO): cysteine-type peptidase activity
Source: RefSeq, a predicted model, not a curated record